AACGACUUCCGGUUUUAGACCUCGUUGAGCGCCAUUUUCAACAAAAAUGAAUUGAAAGGAGGGAAGAAGCUUUGAAGAAAAGGCAUCGUUAUGGAGGUCGAUGAGACCCCAGAAACAACGGAGCAAGUCUCCAGAGCUAUUAAUCUGGAAACAGAUUUUAGCCCAAUAGAGAUCCCCCCCGCACCAGAAUCUGUAGCUACAUAUGAAGUGAAUGGACCCCGUCUUAUGAUAUAUAAAAUUGUCAAUGAAAAUUUCAAGUCGUAUGCUGGUGUUCAAACUCUAGGACCAUUCCACAAGAGUUUCACGUCCAUUGUUGGUCCAAAUGGCAGUGGCAAGUCUAACGUCAUCGACUCUAUGCUGUUUGUGUUUGGUUUCCGUGCCAACAAAAUUCGAUCCAAGAAGAUAAGUGUUUUGAUUCACAACAGUGAGAACCACAAGGACCUGGACUCCUGUACAGUGAGCGUGCACUUCCAGAAAAUUAUUGACACUGGAGACGGAGAAAACGAUUACACGGUAGUCCCCAGCUCGGAGUUUGUGGUGUCACGGACUGCACACAGAGACAACAGUUCCUAUUACACAGUGGAUGGUAAACGGAAGACGUACAAAGAAGUGGGAGCUAUUCUGAGAGGAAGCGGGAUCGACCUCGACCACAACCGCUUCCUCAUUCUACAGGGCGAGGUUGAGCAGAUUGCUAUGAUGAAACCUAAAGGUCAGAAUCAGAGUGAUGAUGGUAUGCUGGAGUUCCUGGAGGAUAUUAUCGGCAGUAAUCGAUUUAAAGAACCCAUAGAAAUCCUUGCCAAGAGGGUGGAAACACUCAACGAACUCCGUGGGGAAAAGCUGAAUAGGGUAAAGGCAGUAGAAAAAGAGAAAGAUGAUUUAGAGGGAUCCAAAAAUGAGGCUGUAGAAUACUUAAGCAUGGAGAAUGAAAUCGUUCACCUCAAAAAUAAAAUCUACCAGAAAUACGUAAUGGAAUGUUCUGAGAAUGAAAAAAAAGCACAGGAAGAGUAUGACAAGAUUUAUGAAGGAAUGAAAGAUGUAAAUGAGAAAAUGAAAGUAAUUACAGAUGCCAAGAACGAAAAAGAAACGGCCUGUAAAAAAAUUGUCAAAAAUUUCGAAAAACUAACGAAAGAUGUUGAGGAAACUAAAGAAAAGUUUGCUGAUUUUGAGAAACAGGACGUGAAAUGUCGAGAAGAUCUAAAGCAUGCUAAAGGGAAAACAAAGAAACUGGAUAAAACAUUAGAGCAGGAAAAGAAACGAGUUGAGGAACUUAAACUUGUACCUUCAGAAUCAGAGAAGGCAAUUGCCGACCACAAGAAAAAGUUGGAGAAGUUGGAAGGUGAGAAAAAGAUUGAGGAGGAUAAACUAGCAGCUGUCAUGGAGAGUUUGAAGACUGAGACCAAGGGAUUGCAAGAAGAAAAGGACAAAAGAGAAACGGAACUGUUGGGACUUCAGAAAUCUGUAAAUGAAACAAAGUCCACUUUGAACAUAGCUCAAUCUGAGCUUGAUAUCUACCUCAGCAACCAGCAAAGUGAAACCAGUAAACUGAAGGACAUGCAGAAAAACCUAUACAAGGCUGAGAGCACACUUAAAGACAGAAAAAGUGAGGCUAAUAACCUUGUGAAGAAUAUCCCAGAGAUGGACAAACUUCUACAGAAAGCAAAAUCCGACUUUGACAGGGCAGUGGAGGUCGAUGCGAAGUUGGCAGAGCAGCUGAGAAAUUUGAGAUCGAAGGUGGAGGAAGCUCGAGGUUCCAUGCAGGCAGCCAGAAGCAAAGGGAAGGUGAUUGACUCGUUGAUGGCACUGAAAAAAAGUGGACAGAUGCCUGGCCUGUAUGGCAGACUGGGUGAUCUAGGGGCCAUUGACAUGAAAUAUGACAUUGCCAUAUCGACUGCAUGCGGUGCUUUGGACCACAUUGUGGUGGACUCUGUGACCUCUGCCCAGAGAUGUGUGGAAUACCUCAAGAAAAACAACAUCGGGGCAGCCACAUUUAUCUGUCUGGAAAAGAUGGAGAGGUGGAGGGAACACACCAAAAGAAAAAUACAGACUCCAGAGAAUGUUCCUAGACUCUUUGAUUUGGUGAAAACGAAGGAAGAGAAGAUUCUGCCCGCCUUCUACUUUGCCUUAAGGGACACCUUGGUUGCUAACGAUUUGGACCAAGCUACAAGAAUUGCCUAUGGAAAAACUAGAUAUAGAGUGGUGACUCUUCAGGGGCAAUUACUGGACCAGUCAGGUACCAUGAGUGGAGGGGGCAAAACUGUGUGCAAGGGAAGAAUGGGGUCAUCUAUCGCUUCAGCUGUAGACCCCAAAGAACUCAACAACAUGGAGAACUCCUUAGAAAAGGUCACAGCUGAGGCCCAGCAAAGUCGCGCGAACAAGGAAAAGUUGGAAGAUGCAAUCCACCAAAAUGAGAAGGACUUGUCCUUCAUGAAGCACAAACAGCAGAAAUGUGACCUGGAAAUCAAAGCCUUAGAGCAGCAGAUUGAGUCCUUGACCUCCCAGAUCAAAGAACAGGAAGCCAAGGUGAAAGCAGCAGCUCCUGAUGAAAAACAACUGAAAGAAUUGGAGACCAAGGUCAACCAAUACAGAAAAGACUUUGACAAGGCAAAUGGAGCAGCUUCGAAAGUAGAGGCCCAAGUCCAGCAACUCCACAAGCAGAUCAUGGACAUCGGAGGAACCAAGAUGAAGGCUGCUCAGUCGUGUGUGGACGCUGUCAAUAACAAGAUUGAUACAGUUACAGGACAAAUUACGAAAGCCCAGGUGGGCAUCAAGACCGCUGAAAGAAACCUGAAAAAAGCCGAGGAGAAAGUCAAAACAGCUGCAGAAGACAUAGAAGAAAACAAGAAUAAGAUUGAGGAACUACAGAAACUGCUAGAGACAUUAGAGAAUGAUGCUACAACAGUUCUGAAGGCAUACAAAGAGGCUCAGGACAAGAUGAAGGAAUCGGAGGUGGUUCUGAAUGAGGUCCAGGCAGAGAUCAAGAAACUGGAAGAGGACGAGAAUGAGUUGCAGAAGGAAGUGGUAGAUGUACGCCAUGAAUUGGAGCGGAUCGAGGGGAUCGUCAAAAGCAACAAGCUGAAAGUCAAGCACUGGAGGAAAGAGAUGGGAACGCUGACCCUGACCCCCAUUGAUGGCAAAGACAUUGGGGAGCUAACAGAACUUUCCCCUGAAGCUCUUACUGACAUUGACAAGGAGGGAGUACAAUAUGAAAUCACAGUGCUGGAGGAAAAACUGGCUCAAAUGAAACCCAACAUGGCAGCCAUAGCUGAAUACCGCAAAAAGGAGGAAUUGUACCUACAGAGGGUAGGGGAACUAGACAAAAUCACAGAUCUCAGGGACCAGCAAAGGAAGUACUUUGAGGAGCUUCGUAAGCAGCGAUUGGAUGAAUUCAUGGCGGGCUUUUCUGUCAUCACCAACAAAUUGAAGGAGAUGUAUCAGAUGAUCACACUUGGAGGAGAUGCUGAACUGGAGCUGGUCGAUUCACUUGAUCCUUUCUCCGAAGGAAUAGUGUUCAGCGUUCGACCCCCAAAGAAAUCGUGGAAGAACAUCUCUAAUCUGUCUGGAGGGGAGAAGACUCUUAGUUCACUGGCUUUGGUCUUUGCACUUCAUCACUAUAAACCCACGCCUCUGUAUGUCAUGGACGAGAUUGAUGCUGCUCUUGAUUUCAAAAAUGUCUCCAUUGUCGCCAAUUACAUCAAGGAGAGGACAAGGAAUGCACAGUUUAUCAUUAUUUCGCUGAGGAACAAUAUGUUCGAGCUAGCAGACAGACUGGUGGGGAUCUAUAAGACGGACAAUUGCACCAAAUCUGUGACUGUCAACCCCAACAACCUGGUGCUACCCCUCCAGGAAGUGAACGCUAAUGGCUGAGAGAUGGGGAUCUGACACAUCCAGUGUUAUUUGGGGGCACCUGUUUAGUGGUUGUCUGGAAAUGCAUGUUUCAGGUGACCUUCUGUAUACAAAGAGACACAGGUUUCUGUUAUUAACAUCCAACAUGUAAUCCAAGUAUGUGAACCUGAUAGUGAAAGUAGCUCUUUACAUGUAUAUUAAGACGAGGAAAUUGUUAACUUGAUAGUGAAAGUAGUUCUAUACAUGUAUAUUGAGACAUGGAGAAAUGCAUGUGAAUUUGAGUUUUUUUGCCUCCACCUUGGAAUGGCUCUGGCAUAUGUUGGUACCCCUCUCCACCAUAAUUCUGUUUCCAUUCAUUAUCUCUGCUAAAAAUGCACAUAUUCAACAGAAAUUUGGUGUUAAGUAUUAUUUGGUUCUAGCUGAAUAAUUGUUGACAGUUAUGCCCCAUGGACUAAGAACAUUUAGCAUACUUGAUUCUGAUAAAAUCCGGCCGAAUCAUACUAAGCUGAGUAUACUUGGCGACGCGCUAAGAAUCAAGUGACCCGGCUACAGUAGUAAUGAAAAUGUGGACCUUCUAUUAUAUAAACAUUUGGCAUAGAAAUGACCAACAUAUUUAAAAAUCAUGAUUAUCUUGCCAGUUUAAAAAAAAAAAAAAAUUGUCAUAGAAUAAGCAGCUCUUGAUACUAUUGUGUCCAAGGAUGCCAGCUCGAAGCUGCCUUCACCUAUCAAAAUUUCCCAGCUCAAUCGGCUUCCCUGGCGAGAUGCAUGCACAAUUCCGGCUCACAAUGAAGUGUGUCACCAGUCAUCGCCAUUUGGCCGAGUGCGCCAGAUCAUUAGAAUCAAGUAUGCUAACAGUUUCUGCUCAUCAUCUCAGUCAGACAUGGACACUUUGAAUUGAAAUUUUUUGGGACAUAGAUACAUCAUACCAUGCAAGUCGAGUACUUCUAAGGUGCUUCAGAUAACUUUUGGUAGAGUUAUGGUCCUUGGGUAGGGGCGUUUGUGUUGCUCCGAUACAUUUAGUUGAAAUGUAUGUUGAGGAAUACUUUGAUUGUAGAUAUUUAAUUUCACCACAAAUGUGUUCAACAUGUGUUCUAUUCACAUUUUAAUUAUAAACCAUACUGUUUUGAACAGAAAUUCUUUUAUUUCAAAUGUGUUACUUUUAAUGUCACUCCUAACUUAUCUGAUUCCUGUCAUUUCGACCAUCAAGGUCUUUUAAAUACUUAUUUAUUGCAAUACAAAUAUUACAAGGAAAAUAAAAGAGUAUAUAACAGUU
Ostrea edulis (European flat oyster) is the source of this 5116-nucleotide messenger RNA. Its product is annotated as structural maintenance of chromosomes protein 4-like. Bases 91 to 3864 code for a protein of 1257 amino acids. The record is from RefSeq and is a predicted model, not a curated record. Gene Ontology annotation, molecular function: protein binding; ATP hydrolysis activity; ATP binding. Gene Ontology annotation, biological process: mitotic chromosome condensation. NCBI's taxonomy places the organism in Eukaryota, Metazoa, Mollusca, Bivalvia, Ostreida, Ostreidae. The transcript has 26 exons. Gene Ontology annotation, cellular component: chromosome.